AUGACGUCAGAUCAGCAACAAUUCAAGUCCGUUGACGACCGUUAUUACCGUUAUCAGACCCUAUAUAUCCAUUUAGAUUUCGAAAGAUAUGUAAUAGAUGUCCUUUACGCUAUUGAAAAUAAAACUGGGACGAAUGUGAGUUGGUUUAAUUUCUAUAAUCCUGAAUUACAUAAAAAUGAUCCAGAAUUCAGUCUAGCAGAUCUAGAACCUGAUGGGGAGAAGAAGUCUAUUAAAGUUCCUUUCUUUACAACGGUCGAAAUUACAAAUAUAACUGAUCAUCUGAAUGUGGAAGUUUGGGUAGGUAGAACCGAUUACAUACAUAACGAUGGAGAUAGACGUCGCAGUUAUUCCAUAAAAGCGUCCAUAUUUCAACCAGCUAUCGAUGAUAUAAUUGAGGAAAAGUCACUGUGGUGGAGUAUUUUCUUCCCAUCAUCAUACUCUAGCCUUAAAGACGUGUUGUCUGAAUGGAAUAAAUUUAAUGCAAGACGACCAACAUUUAAUAUAAUAGAUGACAUGAUCACUGGUUCUUACAAAACUGAAUUAGACCCUUCUGAAACUCUGAAACUUCAAUGGAACAUAAUUACCAAGACAAAAAUAAUAGAUUAUAAAAUAUCUGUCUAUUUGAUGGGAUCUUUGGUUGUUGCUUUGCAAAACGGAGAUGAUGUUUAUCCAAUAGAAAUUCCUUUAACUAACUUAGCUAAUGACGAUUUCGAAGCUGUUAAAGUUCCUGGUUUACAGGGGCUGCGGUACAUUGCCGAGGGCUAUGUAAAACAUAAAUAUGGAUUAUUUGCUAUACCAGAUGUUGACAGAUUAUCAAAUAAAGUCAACACUAAAUUUUCUACCGGUACCUUAAAAGUUCAGGAUAUUAUUUAUCCUUAUUAAAAAUAUACCGGUACAAACGCGUUUACGUUUAUGUAGUAUAAUUAAUUAUUGUUUAUUCGAGGAUUUAUGUGUGUAUAUGAUUAAAUUUAGUUUAAAUCAAGAUAAAAUAGUGUAAUAUGUGAAAUGAAGCAAUAAACAUGUAGUCUUUCUCAGAAAUGUUUAUUCAAUGACUAAUAAAACUAUUAUAAAUGUAUGUUACGAAGAUAUAAUCUAUCGGUGUAUUUAUCUCAGAAUUAUUCAUUGUUAUACGGAUAUCUGUAGUAAAAUUUACUUUAUAAUACGUAUUUGAAAUUAAAAAAUAAUAAUAAACAUUACUGAAAUGUCAAUUAUUUGUAAUAAGAAAAGAUGAA
This is a messenger RNA of Centruroides sculpturatus (bark scorpion), 1232 nucleotides long. RefSeq lists its product as uncharacterized. The transcript is spliced from 3 exons. The record is from RefSeq and is a predicted model, not a curated record. Bases 1 to 882 code for a protein of 293 amino acids. NCBI's taxonomy places the organism in Eukaryota, Metazoa, Arthropoda, Arachnida, Scorpiones, Buthidae.